AUCCCUUUUUUUGGGGUUUUUUAAAAUGUUUCCUUUGUUUUAAAACUCAAGUAGAGUAGCUGCUACUCCUACUCUUUCCCACUACAUAUUUAAGCAAUCCCAAAAAAUUAAAACUAAAAAAGGAAAAGAAAGAAGGGAGAGAUCAAAGCAAAAGGUGCAAACGAACAGAAAGUUCCAGAUCAACGGCAGGGAGGGUUCGGGGCAGGACACGUUCGUCAUUUCUCUUUUUUAUUUGGCUCUGUCUUUCUCUCAGAUCCUGUUUCCUUCAUUCAUUCUCUUCACUCUCUCAAGGCUCAAAAAACAGUGCCUUCCUUUUUUUUUUUUGGUUUUUGAUUGUUGUUGCAGAGGACGAGUAAGAAUAGAGGAAUCGAGGGCUCUCUUUUUUGAUUUUAUUUAAUUAGUAGCAUUUUUUUGGUAGUUUUGAGAGUGGAAUUAGAGAUAACCAAGAAAAAUGGAGAGGAGCACUCCAGUGAGGAAACCACACACUUCCACCGCAGAUCUGCUCACUUGGUCCGAGACUCCUCACUCCGAUUCCCCUGCCUCCGCCACUCGCUCCACCCGCCCGCACCAGCCGUCGGAUGGGAUCAGAAAAGUGGUGUUUGGAGGCCAAGUCACGGAUGAAGAAUUUGAAAGCUUAAACAAACGGAAACCUUGUUCUGGAUAUAAAAUGAAGGAGAUGACUGGUAGUGGCAUUUUUGCAGCCAAUGGAGAAAAUGAUGAGUCAGAACCAGGCAGUGCCAAUCCCACUCCAAACAACAAAACAGGACUACGAAUGUACCAGCAAGCACUUGCUGGAAUCAGUCACAUCUCAUUUGCUGAGGAAGAGAGUAUUUCCCCCAAAAAGCCAAUAACUCUUCCUGAGGUGGCGAAGCAGCGUGAGCUAAGUGGAACACUAGAAAGUGAGGCAGAUGCAAAGUUGAAGAAGCAGCUUUCUGAUGCUAAGUGCAAGGAGCUUAGUGGACAUGACAUCUUUGCAGCCCCACCUGAAAUUUUGCCAAGGCCGACAACUGUACGUGCAUUGGCAUUGAAGGACAAUUUUGAUAUGGGAGAACCUGAUACACAUAAUCCUGCUGGAGGUAGCAUUUCAAGUGAGGAGGCUGCGCUUAAGACAGCAAAGAAAAUUUAUAACCAGAAAUUUGCUGAGCUUUCUGGAAAUGACAUAUUUAAGGGUGAUGUUCCUCCAAGUUCUGCUGAGAAACCACUCAGCGUGGCAAAGCUGCGGGAGAUGAGUGGCAGCAACAUCUUUGCUGAUGGGAAGGUAGAGGCGCGAGACUACCUUGGUGGUGUACGCAAACCCCCUGGUGGAGAAAGCAGCAUUGCUUUGGUUUAACAUCUUAGUUCUAACUCUGUCAUUUUGCUCGGCCGUGUCUGGUGUUUUCUGUUAUCUUUAGUGGGGGUGUGAUUAUAUUAUUUGACCUUUUCAUUGUGGGUUUUGGGAAUUAUGUUUUAGGUUUAACAUGUCAACUUGAGCUAUGGGCCUAUGCUAAUUGCUUUGUUUGUCCAUAAUCUUGUGUUUCUCUGUCCUGUCUUAGUGAAGGUCUUGGGCUGUUCAGAUUUAAUUUUAUUUUUUAGUGCUACAUUGAUUAUCAUUAUAUCGUUUGUGUGAGUUCUUUAAUUGACCUACAUGCUUGGACUUA
Messenger RNA from Theobroma cacao (cacao), 1637 nucleotides. RefSeq names its product N-lysine methyltransferase. NCBI's taxonomy places the organism in Eukaryota, Viridiplantae, Streptophyta, Magnoliopsida, Malvales, Malvaceae. The record is from RefSeq and is a predicted model, not a curated record.